Messenger RNA from Lodderomyces jiufengensis, 939 nucleotides. RefSeq names its product lipid-binding protein (gene LSP1). Gene Ontology annotation, biological process: eisosome assembly; negative regulation of protein kinase activity; endocytosis. Gene Ontology annotation, cellular component: eisosome filament; plasma membrane. NCBI's taxonomy places the organism in Eukaryota, Fungi, Ascomycota, Pichiomycetes, Serinales, Debaryomycetaceae. The coding region runs from base 1 to 939 and encodes 312 amino acids. The record is from RefSeq and is a predicted model, not a curated record. Gene Ontology annotation, molecular function: lipid binding. The transcript has a single exon.
AUGCAUAGAACUUAUUCUUUAAGAUCUUCAAGAGCUCCAACUGCUUCUCAAUUACAAGCACCUCCUCCGCCACCAUCAUCAACUAAAUCUAAAUUUUUUGGUAAAGGUUCAAUUAGUCAUUCAUUUAGAAAAAGUGCUGCUGGUGCUUUAGGACCAGAAUUAGCAAGAAAAUUAGCUAUAUUAAUUAAAAUGGAAAAAAAUUUAAUGAGAUCAGUUGAAAUUACUUCGAGAGAAAGAAAAGAUGUAGCAAAACAAUUAUCUUUAUGGGGUGAAGGUAAUGAUGAUGAUAUUAGUGAUAUUACUGAUAAAUUGGGUGUUUUAAUUUUUGAAGUUGGUGAAUUAGAAGAUCAAUUUAUUGAUAGAUAUGAUCAAUAUAGAAUUACUUUAAAAUCUAUUAGAGAUAUUGAAGGUAGUGUUGAACCAUCAAGACAAAGAAAACAAAAAAUUACUGAUUCAAUUGCUUAUUUAAAAUAUAAAGAUCCUCAAUCACCAAAAAUUAAUGUUUUAGAACAAGAAUUAGUUAGAGCAGAAGCUGAAUCAUUAGUUGCUGAAGCUCAAUUAUCAAAUAUUACAAGAGAAAAAUUAAAAACUGCUUUUAAUUAUCAAUUUGAUUCAAUUAGAGAACAUGCUGAAAAAAUUGCUUUAAUUGCUGGUUACGGUAAAGCUUUAUUAGAAUUAUUAGAUGAAAGUCCAGUUACUCCAGGUGAAACAAGACCAGCUUAUGAUGGUUAUGAAGCUUCAAAACAAAUUAUUAUUGAUGCUGAAAAUGCUUUAGGUUCUUGGACUUUUGAUUCAGCAGUUGUUAGACCAACUUUAUCAUUAGCUGCUCAUGAUGAAGAAGCUUAUGAUGAUGAUGAAUUAGCUAAUGAAGCUGAAAAUUUAAGAAUUGCUGAAAAAGAUUUUGAUAAUGCUGAAGCUGAUAUUGUUGAUCAUGCUUAA